CCUUCAUAUUAUCUCCCAUAUAUACUCUUCCAUCAUCUUAUAGAAUUCCACAGCACAUUUUCUCUUGCUAGCUUUCUUUUAAUAAAACACCAUGGCUGAGAAACAAUCCCACCUGAACGGUGCCUACUACGGCCCGGCAGUCCCACCACCAACCCAAUCCUACCACCGCCAUGGCCGUGGCCGGGGGUGCGGCUGCUGCUGCCUCUUUGGCUUCCUUUUGAAGCUCGUAGUCUCCCUUGUUGUCAUCAUUGGCCUUGCUGCUCUCAUCUUUUGGCUCAUAUUCCGCCCCACCAACGUCAAGUUCUACGUCACGGACGCCUCGCUCACGGAGUUCACUUUCACCGGCAACAACACUUUGCAGUACAACCUUGCCGUCAACAUCACCGUCAGAAACCCCAACAGGAAGAUCGGAGUCUACUACGACACCAUCGAGGCCAACGCGUACUACGAGGACCAGCGGUUCGGUACGAAAAGCUUGACGCCGUUUUACCAAGGGCACAAGACUACGAGCUAUCUGAACACGGCGUUUGAAGGGCAGCAAUUGGUGUUGCUUGGGACUGAUGAGCUCUCGCAGUUCAAUGCGGAGAAGACUGCCGGGGUUUACACCAUUGACGUGAAGCUCAAUCUCCGGAUCCGGUUCAAGGUAGGAAAGGUGAAGACCGGCCGGUUGAAGCCUAAGGUUAAGUGCGACCUGAAAGUUCCUCUGAGUUCUACUGGAAAUUCAGCAGUUGUUUUUCAGAAUACCAAGUGCGAUGUCGAUUUCUGAUCGUCCGACCUUCUUUAUGUUUGAUUGAGUCCACUAUUUUUAUUUAUUUAUUUAUUAUUAUUAUUAUUAUUAUUUUUUAUUGUGUAUGUUAUCAUUCUUCUAGCUUAUUCACGCAUACGGAUUGUAUUUGCUGAUCAUGAUGAUAUGCUUUUAUUAUUGGACUUUAUCAUAUUUUUAUCUGUUACUUUCGUUAUGCGUGUAAAUAAAUAAAUUAAUCAUAAAUAUAGCCACGAUUCUUGAGUUUUUCGACAA
This is a messenger RNA of Alnus glutinosa, 1018 nucleotides long. RefSeq names its product NDR1/HIN1-like protein 3. Lineage: Eukaryota; Viridiplantae; Streptophyta; Magnoliopsida; Fagales; Betulaceae. The transcript has a single exon. Bases 92 to 766 code for a protein of 224 amino acids. The record is from RefSeq and is a predicted model, not a curated record. Gene Ontology annotation, biological process: defense response to other organism.